Cydia splendana is the source of this 1138-nucleotide messenger RNA. RefSeq lists its product as uncharacterized. Bases 68 to 1126 code for a protein of 352 amino acids. NCBI's taxonomy places the organism in Eukaryota, Metazoa, Arthropoda, Insecta, Lepidoptera, Tortricidae. The record is from RefSeq and is a predicted model, not a curated record. The transcript has a single exon.
ACCAGUAAAUGUAUACUGUGGGAAAUGUUAUGAAAGAAUAACUUCGCGGCAUUAUUUGAAAUGCAGCAUGUGUUCGAGAUGCUAUGACCUUGCUUGCACCAAUGCUGAAAAACGGUACAAUAUAAUGUCGGCUCAAAACAAAAAAAACUGGAAAUGUCACGAAUGUGUGAUCAAAAAGCCUAAGCCUUACAACACCGAAACCCCGGUCAAAACAGGUCCAGUUGACGAUCCGAGUAGUUCAAAUGUGACCUUACGAAACAAGGCUUUACUUAAAUCUCAACUAUCACCAGAACCACAAGUAUCUUCUCGGCCUGAGCAAACUGGUGAAGCGGCGGAUAUGUCCUCUGAACUAGUUAUGGAAAUCCGAUUACUUCGAGAAGAAAUCAAAGCCUCACGAAUGGAAACCCAGGAAUUUAGAACUUCCUUAUCUAGGCUUACCGCUGACCUUGCAAUGAGUAAUAAAAGAAUUGACGAGCUUUCAGGUGACCUUGCAAUGAGCAAUAAAAGAGUUGACGAGCUUACAGCCCGAUUGGACGCUGUUGAGCACGCCCAACGGCAAAAUACAAACAUUAAAAACAACAACCUUGAAGAAACGGUCGCCUGUCUGAAGAUGGAUCUCAAUGACCGCGACCAGGAAAUCCUGUGUAACGACGUCGAAAUAGUGGGCAUCCCGGAGGAAAACAACGAGCGCACGUUACAUCUUGCCCACAUUGUGUCUAAAAAAUUAGGUGUACAGUUAGAAGAGCAUGAUAUUGUUAAUGCAGAGCGCGCCGGAGUAGCGCACCGCAGCGAAACGCAGGACGGCAGAGCUCCUCGGCCCCGUCCAAUCGUUGUGCGGCUAGCACGCCACUCACUGCGUGACCAAUUGCUGGCUGCGGCACGGACCCGACGAGGCGUCACCACGGCUGACAUGGGUUUGUCGUCAUCUGCAAAGACCUUCUAUGUCAAUGAAAGAUUGACACGUCACAAUCGUCAGCUUUUUUAUAAAGCCCGCGCCGAGGCCUUGCGAUGCCUUUGGAAGUUUGUGUGGACGCGCGACGGAUGUAUCUACGCGCGCAAGGAAGAAGGAGCCCCACGGCGGCGGUUGCGCAUAGAGGCUGAUAUCACGAAAUUUUUUGGUUAUUGAUAUGGUUUGUUC